Molecule: messenger RNA, 400 nt
Organism: Opisthorchis viverrini
Lineage: Eukaryota; Metazoa; Platyhelminthes; Trematoda; Opisthorchiida; Opisthorchiidae
Exons: 2
Biological process (GO): translation
Cellular component (GO): ribosome; cytosolic small ribosomal subunit
Molecular function (GO): structural constituent of ribosome
Source: RefSeq, a predicted model, not a curated record
AUGCAGUUGGUCGUCAGGUCGUUCGAUACCCGUGUGGUUGACACAGAAUGUUGCCAAACAGGUGCGGAUUUGAAGAUUUUUCUUGCAAAAGAGGACAAUUUACCUUUGGAUGGCAUACAGUUGUACAGUGGCUCCUCCAUCGUGCGAGACGAUGAUCACUUGAGUUCGCUCCUUGACGCCGCUGUUGAUGUUGUUGUCCCCAUCCUCGGAGGCAAGGUUCAUGGUUCUUUGGCACGUGCUGGUAAAGUCCGAGGUCAGACACCAAAAGUUGACAAGCAGGAGAAGAAAAAGAAACCCCGGGGUCGUGCGAAACGGCGAAUGCAGUACAACAAAAGGUUUGUGGCUGUUGUUCAAAUGGUUGGUGGUCGUCGGCGCGGGCCAAACGCGAAUGUCAAGGCCU